Molecule: messenger RNA, 1464 nt
Organism: Paramacrobiotus metropolitanus
Lineage: Eukaryota; Metazoa; Tardigrada; Eutardigrada; Parachela; Macrobiotidae
Product: kelch-like protein 17
Exons: 4
Coding region: 1-1464 (487 amino acids)
Molecular function (GO): protein binding
Source: RefSeq, a predicted model, not a curated record
AUGUCGAAGCCUGGCAGUUCCGAUCAUCCUCCUCAUCGUUGUCUGGCUGAGUUUCUGCGCGGACUGCGUGAACAGCAAUCGACAGGAACCCUGUGCGAUGUGGUACUGAAAGGCUGCGAAGAGUCCGCAGUGGGCAUUCCUUGCCAUCGCAAUGUCCUCAGCGUGCACAGCGAUUACUUUCGGGCCGUCUUCACACAGGACUGGAAAGACUCAUCGCAGCGAAUAUUCCCGCUGCACAACAUCGACAGCAGCACACUGAACGAGUUGGUAAACUACGCAUACACCCUGGAACUGAACUUGAACGACGACAAUGUGGAAUCCAUACUGAUUGCCGCGCAGUUCCUGCAAAUGACCGCCGCGGCCCGCCUGUGCUGGGACUACGUGGAGAAGCACGUCGACCUGUCUAACUGCUUGGCCGUCCACGCCCUAGCCUCUAACUACCACAACCCCGGUCUGGCCGACACCGUCCUGGGUUUUAUCUAUCUCUACUUCCUGCAGGUGGCCAAGAGCCACGAAUUUCUGCAGGUGGACGCGCAACAGCUCAUUGCAGUGCUCACAUCGGAUAGCGUGGACGUGGUCAGCGAGGAUGAGGUGUGGGAGGCGGUGCUGCGCUGGCUGGAUCACGAUUGUCCGGCACGCUUGACGCACGUGCCGACGCUUCUGCCGAUGGUGCGUGUUGCCUGCCUGAGCGAGCCGUGUCGGCAGGAAUACGCGCUGAUCCUCCGCAGCGUGCCGGCGGGAAUGCCGCAGUCCACGGUGGAAUUGGUCGGCGGUACGACGCAGAUCGCCAAGCCACGGCAUUCAGUCGGAGCGCAGGAAGUGAUUCUGUGCUUGGGAGGCACCUGUGAGGAGCCGUUUGUCGAGGAGGAAGCCAGAGUGGACGUCUUCUGUCCGUCGAUCCCGGCCGUGUGGCGCCUUAAGGAUCUUCCCGACCUCGUCGAGUGCUGCUCGGCGGUGCUGCUGGACCCCGGCUGCAUCAUGAUCAACAGCAUGAACUGCAUCGGGACCGUACAGCGCAACAGCCGCUACACCGGCCUGCGCGACGAAUGGCGGGCUAUCGAGGGCAUCCUGCCGGAGCAUCGGGAGCCGCUCCGAGAAUCGCCACUGCGCCAAGCGGGAGCGCUGGCCUCACUGAAUGGGCGUGUCUACGCGGCCGGCGGUUUUGAUCCGUUUGCCUACGGAGGAGUAAAGGCACUGGCAUCCGUGGAUGCGUACGAUCCCAGGAGCGAUUCCUGGAGCGCCGUCGCCGCGCUGCCCAUUGGAUUGAUGGGUUUGGCGAUGGUGGCUUGUAAGGGGCGGUUGUACGUCUUCGGCGGCGAAGACACGGAGGACGUUUCGAAUGCUGUAUUCGCCUACGAUCCCGCAGCGAAUACCUGGACAAGACUGGCGGAUAUGCCGACCGCGCGCAGCGGUUGCCGAGGCUGUGUGGCUCCCAACGGGCUGAUCUAUGUUACCGGUACGUGA